Drosophila subobscura is the source of this 9166-nucleotide messenger RNA. RefSeq names its product putative mediator of RNA polymerase II transcription subunit 26 (gene Cda5). The record is from RefSeq and is a predicted model, not a curated record. Gene Ontology annotation, cellular component: extracellular region. The transcript is spliced from 14 exons. The coding region runs from base 133 to 8061 and encodes 2642 amino acids. Gene Ontology annotation, biological process: carbohydrate metabolic process. Gene Ontology annotation, molecular function: hydrolase activity, acting on carbon-nitrogen (but not peptide) bonds; chitin binding. NCBI's taxonomy places the organism in Eukaryota, Metazoa, Arthropoda, Insecta, Diptera, Drosophilidae.
GAGCUUGCCGAGUGUCUUGAGACACUUGCUCCGCACAGUCGCGUUGUAUAGUUGCUCCGAUUAGGACGUGUGGUUCGCUCAAGCGCACGUUACAGUUUAGAACAACAACAACGACGCGCAAAUACCUGCAACAUGGAGUUUUCAACAUAUCGAAUGAGUUUUCUGUGGCUGCUGGGAUUAUGUCUACUGAUAUUCAAAGCAGGACCCACAGAAGCUCAAGGCAAACGCGCCUCACGCAUCACCAGCUCUCGCAGCUUUGGCACCAACGUCAAGUCCACCAGCUCCAAUGGCCUCAGCUUCGACUGCCCCGAGGAGUUCGGCUACUAUCCGCACCCCACGGACUGCACACAGUACUACGUGUGCGUGUUCGGUGGGGCACUACUUGAGAGCUGCACCGGCGGCCUUAUGUACUCGCACGAACUACAGACCUGUGACUGGCCACGGAACGUGGGCUGCGAGUUGGUGGACACUUCCACGGAGCGCGGCCCGGCACGUGGCCAGAGCCAGACGCAGCAGCAGCAGCAUCAUCAGCAGCAUGUUCCUAGCCGCGUGCGCUUUGGGUCCGCUUUCAGCAGUCCAGGUGGCGCCCAAAAGGCGCCCACAGUGGCGCCGCAAUACCAUCGCUCUCCGCCACAGGUCAUACAGGCUCAGGUCCACAAUAUCCCACCGCCUCCACCAGAGCUGCGCGUUCCACCCAAUCCGGUGGUCACGUCGCGGGGUCAGCCGAAGCCAUUGCUGGACGCACAAGAGGACAUAGCGAAGCUCUAUGCUGAGGCGCAGGAAACACUGCCACCCGCGGAGGAGGAGGAGUCCGAUCGUCAGCAGCGUGUGUAUCGCGGCCAGCCAAGCACCGUUAGCCAGGUACAACGGGAUCGCGAUGGCAUCAUCCAUCAGGCAAGCAUCAAUGCCAUACCCCAGAGCGGAAAGCUCAGCUCCUACGCCUUCGGAACAGCCUACAGCGAAAGCUUGAAUGACGAACAAACGCUCGAAUACGAACUGUCACAUAACGGACUCGAGGCACGAACGCGAAAACGACGAGAACUCACGAGGCAGACAACGGCAGUUGCGGACACAGCAACGGAGACAACAACAACACCAGAACCAGAACCCAAAGUGCAAACAGAAAUGCCCAACGAUUCGAAUACAUCGAGCGAAGUGAUGGAAACUGAAAGCAGCAGCACGCUACCCGGCAACGACAGUGAAUCGAAUAACUCAGAGGAGCACUACGACGAGGUGGCUCCUGUCGAAGAUAAGAUACAAAAGUACUCCUCAAAGAUAAGUCAGCGAAGGGAAACCCCAGCAAAUGCAGUAAUGGAGUUUGACUACGCUGGUGAUGAAGCUGCUGAAGACGAGGACGAGCGCCCAGAGGAAACAGAUGCGGCAACAGGGGAGUCAAAAAGACGCCCGCGUCAGCUUCGCCCACUCACGCACACCUCUGCCAAAUGGCCGGCACAGAACUAUCGGGAAAUUGACAACCAAGGCUACCAUCAGCAUCAGACUGGCCAAAGCUAUAGCUUUGGUAACUUCAAUCCAUAUCUAACGCCACCAGCCAGUCCCGCGCAGACUCCGCAGCCGUACGGCAAUCACAACUACAACAAAGUAAACGCCGGCUAUCCCGCUCAGGCUUAUCUACACCAGCAACAGCAGAUUUCCACAGCAAACCAACAAAAGCCAAAGGUUGUGUACACCGGCUACAAUCUAUCGCUGCCACCGCCCCCCUUGGAGGAUGACUUUCGCCCGAUUGCGGGCAACUACUUCGGAGCGCCAAGCAAUCCACGAUUGCCCCCGCAGAACCUCCAACAACAGCACUCGAGCAGCGGUGGAGAUCUGCUACCAUAUUUAAUACAGCAGCUGAAGGAAUUAAAGGAACGUCGCAAGAAUAUACAAGCGGAAAACUUUGCCUAUUUUCAUUUGGACAAUCAGCCAGUGACACCCGCCACUGCCAGCGCCCCAGCACCCAGCUCCUCACACGCCACAACCACAGCACAAACGCCGUUCGCGUACUACUCACACUCCCACCUAUCAGGCGACCCGUCCAAGCCCACACAGCAGGUGACACCCGUUCCCAAAGGACAGUACAGCACCAUGGGAGGUUUUUACAAUAAUCAGGGUCCCGAUCAUGGGCAAGUCAACCCGAACUAUCCCGGUAAGCUGGUAUCCCAGUACAGCAUUGGCAGCACCACGGAGAGCAACUAUUUUCAGUAUAAUGUUAUAGCGAAUCAGAAGAUGAAAGGCGUCUACAGCACAGCCAAACCGAAUCAAGUAGGACAAGUGGCGGUCAAAGUGCGACCCCCAGUCACACCGCUGCAGGUCACGCAGAGCAUCAACAUUGUGUCGGCGCCCAAUCUGGCCUACAACAGGCCCAACACAGGUCUGCAACAGGUGCCAUUCCGUGACUUUUCGCACAUACCCGUAGGCAUAAGCUAUACGGGCAACAGCACCGUGCCAGAAUCCUAUCAGACUUUUACCAAGACAAUCACUUCCACAGAGGCUCCGGCGACCACAACGACUGCCGAUAAGCCCAAGCUGACAAAUUUUCAAUUCAAUAUCCAUGAGUUCAUGGCUAACCUAAAGUCCAGCGAUCUGGCAAGUGUGAAUCCGGCCAUAAACCCAUUGAUUAAGUACUUCAAGCAGUUGAACAGCGAUGUCCAGCGACGUCCAGUUGCCCUUUCCAGCACGACGACAAUCCCAAUUUCCACCACAUUGAGUACUUCUACACCUAAACCACGACAAAGAGAAAAGCCAACCAUUACAACCACUUCGAGACCGCUCAAGGGCUACGAGAGCUUUAUCAAGGGCAUACAAAAUCAAAUCAACAAACAGACCUCGAGUCAGAGUGCGGCACCGCCUACAAAAUCCCCAACAACGCCGCGAGUAAGACCCACAAUAAGGACUAGCAGCAGCAGCAGCACAACGACUACCGAAAGCGUCGACUACUACGACGAGGACUACGAGGAAGAUGAUGAUAUACUGCCACCGUCACACUUGCCGCCUUAUAUGCCCAUGUCCGAGACAAUGGCACCACCACGCCCGCAACUGGCAGCCACCACAGCGCCUGUGACUGGGCUGCCAGUACGCAACAACUUCCAGACUGGAUUCAUGGAAGCCACCACCACACGACGUCCAUUCCCAAACUUUGCGCAGCUUAACAGCAGGCCCAGUACGGAGACUGGCACUGGAGUGCCGUCAUUCAUCAACUUCCCCAGCGACAUAUUCCAGGAACUUAAGCAACGUCUGCCACAGUCCACCACUCCCACGUCAGCGGCUUCCACUACGCAGAGCACGCGGCCCAGCUCCACGACAGCAUCCACAUCAACAUCCACACGAAUGCGCUACACAACGCGGCCACGCACUAGAGGACAACAAAAGUGGAUGACGAUGGCACCAGCUGCAGCUGCAGCCAAGGGAGUCGAGAACAACACCAAACGGGCGAAAAAUGAAAGUAAUUCAAUGUCCGGCUACUAUUCCGGCAAGCAAAGUCACAGCAGCUUAGGUGGCCUCCAAUUGAACUCUGUGCACAUCGUCGGCUCAGACUCAGGCGGGGACAGACACAGGGACAUUGAGUAUCAACAACAACAACAGCAGCAAGACCAUCAGCAGCAGCAGCAACAGCAGCAACAGCAACAAUAUCAUCAGCCAGCUGUGCGCCAUCAACAGACGCAAUCAACGUACCGUCCACUGGAGCAAUCGGCCACACCGACUCCACCACAGAAGCCGCUGUACAGCAAUCAACCGACGUUGACCUACAGCACGGACUACGAUGAGGAUAUUAAUGCACAGAUCGAGCAAGAUAAUGUGUACGAUCAGCCCACACAUUCGCCCCAAAGCUCGAAAGCGCAUGCAAAUAAAAUCUAUAAGCAACAAGCUAUAAACAAAUCAAAGACAAAAACAACAACAAACACUACACAGCCACCAACGACCACCACCACCAGCACCACAACAAUAUCUCCUCCAACAUACCACCCUUCGACUUAUAGCUCCAAUCCCUUUCUCAAAUCGAAGCUCCACAGUCUGGCCAAGUCGCUGGUUAGCUUUGUGGCCAACAGCCACCCUCCAGAUAAAUUCCAUAAUCAACAUUCAGUUCAGAACCAGAACCAGACCCACUCCCAACUCCAACUCCAAACUCAUGUUUAUCCCUCAGUUGCUCCAACCACAACCACGACGCAAGGGCCUCUGGUGGUGGACAGUUCCAGCAGUCAAUUGGAAAAUUCGGAAACCGUCUUCGAUGAGAGUCAGAAUGUUCAUGUGCAGACGGCCGAGGCACCGAGCAGCCGCUCCUUCGAGACCAGCACUUCGCCCAAGUUUUUAGAUUUCAUUAACACCGCCGCUUACGGCACAAGUCCGCGCGGCAAUCUGCUGCACGCGGUGCCAAGUAAGCCCGUGAAGACGAACUACCAGCAGUUGCACAAACAAAUGCCAUUUAGGGGAUAUCUAAAUGAGCCGCAGACCAGCAAGCGCAUUCAGAGCUACAUCACAUCCGAUGUGGAGCCGCAGAGCUUUAGGUCUCCUGCGAGCGAAACUCUGUCCUCGAUUGAGCUAUUGGACAGCUCAAGCACCACGCCAGGCACGACGCUCAGUAAAGCGUUUCAAUAUAGCCUACAGCGUGGAUCGUAUGGGUUUAGUCUGCGCGCUGAGGAUGGGCCAGAUGUCACCACUGAUCUGUCAGCAAGUACAAGUACAAGUACAACUACAACUCCAUCUACCAAGCCCAGCGAUGUGGAUAUUGUGCCCACAACCUAUGCUCCACCUCUGCGCAUUUGGCGCAAUGGAAGACCCACAAUUCAAGCCUAUACCAAGGCCACAACCACAACAGCAGCAACCACUGCAACAGCUGACAGCUGGAGCGAUAGUGUGGAGUCCAGCAGCACUUUGCGAAGCACCUCAACAACGCCAAAGUCUCAGGGCAUGCCAAGCACCGAGCGGUACAUAUCCCCGGGACAACGAAGCACCAACCGCGCCAAUCACUUCAAGGACAACCUAAAUCGGGCCACUGCCAAUCCCGCCAUGCGUUUUGUUUCCCCCUACAAGAGUCUGGAGAAUCUGCUGCAGGAGGAGCGUCAGCAUUCCAACAUGAUGCUGCGCACGACAGCCAGACCGCGUUACACCAACUCCCCAGCCUCGCCGCCUUUCCUGCAGACCACACAGAAGCCGCCAAAGAAUUUGUUUGUUUCUGGGUUAACACCUAAGAACAUCAGCGCGGAUGUGCUGGCCACAAUGGUUACAGGAAAUGUGCGAAACUUUAGCAUCAGCGAUGCCAUCUUGAGCACUUUUAGUCCGCAGAGACCGGUGUCAAGUAUGCUGCGUAGCACCACUAAGGCAGCUCCAACGACGACAACCCCAACAACGACCACUACUCCAACCACGACCAUGUCCGCGGUGGUAGCUUCAUCGCCCUUGCGGGUUUCCCAGGCUCCACUGCGUCCUCGCGGCCGCUCACGCUACACAGUCGCCACACUUGACAAUUUAGCGGAGAGCGUGGACGAGCCCACGACCUAUGCACCCCGGCUAAGGCUACCCAGCAGCCACUUCGACACCAAUCAGUACACAAAACGUGUCCGCAUAGCCGCCAAACUGCGCUCGUCUUCGGGUGAAGCCACAUUGCAGCCACACGCCAAGUACGAGUCAUACAAGGCGGCCAUACAGGCCAAGGACUCGAACAAUUUUGGCACACAAAAUGUAACAGCAAAGCACGUAAAGUUGUUUAAACGCAAACAAAUAGAGAAUGAGGCCAGCAUAUCGGAUGGACCCAGAGCCGAGGCAUUGAUUGGACAUCAGCAAGUAGAAGUCAGGCAACAAAAUAGCCUCGAGGAAAUGGGCACAGCAACUGCAUCCAGCUCCACGGAGCAUGUGGUGACCAUAACAGAUCGUCCGACUGUCAAGUUUCUCUACUCGAACAAAUAUCGCCAGCAAACGGCGGAAAGUACUUUGGCGGAUAGUCUCCAGAAUGCUGGCUACCUAACCACCGGCAAUGGGCGGGUCCAAAAGUUUCGUGCUGUGAAUGUUCUGGAGCAACUGAAGCAGUUCCUCGCCGGCAGCGAUAGCAAUAGCAACAGCGAUGAGAGUGGCACCUCCCGAUUUGUUGAUGAAUAUUCGCUGCCGGAAAUAAAGGCAGCCGUUGAUGAAAUUAAGCAACUUUAUGUGCCCACGGGGCGUACGACGAUUACAACCACAACGACUACGCUGCGUCCUAGCACCACGCCCAUUGCGUCUCCCAGUAUCCGCCCCACUUUGGGAGCAAGCCAAUCCAAAGCAUAUUCCUAUUCCUCCUCCACUUUUAGCACCGAACCCACCAACCCAACUCCAACAGUUAGAUAUUCCCCUAGCACCACCACCAGCACCACUCCCGAUGUUAGUAAUCCCUCAACAACCUCAACAACAGUUUCACCAACAACUUCUACUGCUACUGCUACAGACACACCCUCCUCCUCCUCCUCCUCCUCCUCCUCCGUGUUUGCAAUGCCAACUGCGCGCGCCUCGAGGGUUAACAAUGUCAUAAGAUCAUCGAUUGCCGCUGCUGCCGCCCAAUCGUCCAGCUCAGGCUCCUCCACUACCUCCACCUCCUCCACAGCGGCGGCUAAGGCAAAUAAAUUCCAAUUUGGAUUCUCUCCCAACAAUAAGAACCAACAGCAGCAGCAGCAGCAGCAGCACAACAGCAACACCAAUGCCGCCGCCGCAGCAGCAGCGUCUGUAAAAUGCUCUGAUAGCACAUUGAGCGCCAAAUGCAACGAGAUUCCCUCAAGAAACAACAAUAGAAACCGAGGCGGCGCCAUUUAUGCCAAUCAGGAUCGGGAUGUUGUGCCCACAGCCAAUCGAGGAACGCAUCCACCACGCACCCGUCCCACGCUUAAGCCUUCCGGCACUAUUGUCUCGAAGGCUCAAGAAUUUGUGGACAUUUAUAGAUAUCCACCAACACGACCGGAUCCCAUCUACCCACAGCCCACGCCCGACAAGACGGCAGCCAAGUGCCGCAAGGAUGUGUGCCUGCUGCCAGACUGCUAUUGUGGUGGUCGGGAUAUACCUGCCGAGCUACCCGCUGAGAGCAUUCCCCAAAUAGUUCUCUUGACUUUCGAUGAUUCUGUGAAUGAUUUGAAUAAGCAAUUGUACACGGAUCUGUUUGAGAAGGGGCGCGUCAAUCCCAAUGGUUGCCCCAUCACAGCCACAUUUUACGUCUCCCAUGAGUGGACCGAUUACAGCCAGGUGCAAAAUCUAUACGCCGAUGGACAUGAAAUGGCAUCCCAUACAGUUUCUCACAGCUUUGGCGAGCAGUUCUCGCAGAAGAAAUGGACACGUGAAAUAGCUGGCCAGCGGGAAAUACUUGCGGCUUAUGGUGGCGUCAAGUUGUCGGAUGUCAGGGGCAUGCGGGCGCCCUUCCUCUCGGUGGGCGGCAACAAAAUGUACAAAAUGUUGUACGACUCCAACUUCACCUACGACUCAUCCAUGCCUGUCUAUGAAAAUCGUCCUCCAUCCUGGCCAUACACACUGGACUAUAAGAUCUUUCACGAUUGCAUGAUUCCACCCUGCCCAACGCGCUCCUAUCCGGGAGUGUGGCAAGUGCCUAUGGUCAUGUGGCAGGACUUGAACGGUGGACGCUGCUCCAUGGGCGACGCCUGCUCAAAUCCCAGUGAUGCGGAGGGUGUUACCAAAAUGAUUAUGAAGAACUUUGAGCGGCACUACACGACGAACAGAGCACCUUUUGGAUUGUUCUACCAUGCAGCCUGGUUUACGCAGCCCCACCACAAAGAAGGCUUCAUUAAGUUCCUGGAUGCCAUCAAUGCCAUGCCCGAUGUGUGGAUUCUAACCAACUGGCAGGCACUGCAAUGGGUGCGGGAUCCAACGCCCAUAUCACGCAUUAACUCCUUCCAACCGUUUCAGUGCGAUUAUUCGGACCGACCGAAGCGCUGCAACAACCCGAAAGUGUGCAAUCUCUGGCAUAAAUCUGGCGUGCGCUACAUGAAGACCUGUCAGCCCUGUCCAGACAUUUAUCCUUGGACCGGCAAGUCGGGCAUACGCUCAUCGCGCAUCGAUAAUGACAAUAAUGUUGAGGAACCCGCAGCGGCGUAAGACUUUGCCCUAGCAUCAAGUCUGUUCUUCGAGAUCCAUAGACUAACAGCAGCAGGCACAAGAGGCCACACUGGUGGUCAAAGGUAGCUCGAAAUACGAAAUUCACUCGUUCAAAAUCGUUUCAUUUACUUUAAUACUUUAGCUAAUUUUGUUUGCCGCGAGAUCAUAGUUAAUUUUUUUUGGAGCAUGUUACCACAAAUUAUUUAUUCCCGCUUGCACACUCGAUAUAUUCCUAUAGAUUGCUACUUAUAGCGUAUUUCCAUGCACCCUGGAAUACCACAUGAAAAACAAUUAGCAAUAAACUUUAGUGAAAUUAAGAACUAAUAUUAGUAAGUUGCAUGGCAAGCGUAGUGGUUAGGCUAAUGUAUUUUCAUUUAACUUGUGAUAAAUAUUUACAGCUGAAUUUAUGUAUGUAUUAGACGUGCACAAUCCUCUUCCAAAUCAUUUACUCUUUCCAAACUCUCUUUCAUUUUUGUCUUUCUAUUAAGAGCGGAACAUUUAAAUAUAUUUAAGUUCUUCUACGCAUAUUUUUGAAAUAAAAACCAUUCACUACAUUUUACUAUAACUAAGUAUUUAGCACCACAACCAAGAGCAGUAGUGGCAGUAUCAGACUUUUAGAGUUAAACGCAGUGCAGAGCAGAGUAUAAUAUUAGCAUUUAAGUCAAACACCAGCAGCAUUCUGUACAUCAUGCACCAUCCUUUUGAAUUUGUUUAGUCUUUGGUAAUGGAUAAUAAAUACGUUAACUAAUGGAGCAACAACUGCAAGAAGUCAAUGAGCGAACGAUAACUGGGAGCGCCCAUAAAUAGUUAAGAACAAUAAUGAUUGCCAAUACUUAGCCGCUGCCUUACUGCAAGUCGAGAUGGAAGCCAAUCGAAUGUAAGCUAUAAUUAUGCGAAAGUAUUAAUGGGAUUUGAAAUGCAAUAAUUCAAGACGAAAAUUAAUAAUAUAAAGUAGCAAAACUCUUCAUGGCAGGGCGCGAUGUAAGAAACAAUUUUGUUGCAACGAGUGAAUUAAGUAUUUUGUGCUCAUGUUUGUAAAAAGCUACACCUACAAUUGAAUGUAUGAAUGUACGUUGCAUGUCUAUAAUAAAGUUAAAUAUUUAAA